AUGGGCUCACGGAGAAUAACAACACACGGCUCUUUUGGCAAUGGAAGAUCGAGUAGUGGGGAGGAAAACGGUGUUAACAGCCGGCCUGGUAGCUGCAGCUACCUCUCCAACGUGAGGCCAGAGAACAGGUAUACUGUCAGCAUCACUGCACUGUGCUCCUUCUUGUUGAAGUAUCCAUCAAACAGUAUAGUUUGUAUGGGGGAGUAUCAUGUCAUUUGUAACUUAUUCUGCAGCACAUAUGUUGUUGUAGUUGUGAAAGUAGUUUGGAUGUUACGUACUUAUAUGUUGCCAUGGUGACUGACUAGAGUUUCAGCAAACUGUUGAUUAAGAACCGCGUCUCUAUUAUGCAACAGGGGUCUUGUUUUGCAUCAUGCAUUACACAAACAACAGCUUCUGCAUGGAAAGAUUUUUGCAACCAGCCAAAGGAGUUGACCUCAAGGUUCAGCUCUAUAAAGAUUCCUCUCUUCAGAGUUGAGGCCCUUUUCAAAGAUCGUCUGGAGUGAUAGCAAUGGUUUGUUGUCAGGCAGACGCAGAGUGGCUUUCAUAACAUAUGGGCUUCUGUUCAUUCUCUAUAACUCUCAGAUUGUUUAACAUUUUUGGAGAAUUUGUAACAUUAUUAUCUUCUAAAAAUAAAAAGAAAAACUGAUUUUUAGCUUUAUGUAUCUCUGUAGGAGUAAUAACAGUUUUCCAACAGCUGAUAGCAAUGCAGACUGUUUCAGAGCAGGUCAACUGGAUGCCAAUAUAAGAUUUAAUUACUGCUUUUUGCAUCUGCUGAAAUAUCACAUUUUAUUGUCACAACAGCAAUUAUUCUAUGCACAUUACAAUAGAAUAUACAUAAUUAGCUUAGACAGAAACGUGUUUUAGACCGACCCCUGAAACUCCAUGACAUAUUUAUGUCAGAGGCAAGGCUUUACAUCUAUCCUGUUUAUUUUAAAAUUGAUCAGCUCGACCACUUCAUCGGUCUGUCUUUAAUCUCAGUGAAGAUAAGGUUAUCAAAAUCGCAUGAAUGCAAUAUGCUGUUAGAAUUAAUUUUGACAAAUUUAUGGUCGUUUUUUUCAUAUAUUCGCAACAAGAGAGGAACAGUGAGUGUCACAGAGUUUUAAAAAGGAAAUGACAGCACACUCAUUAUUAUGCUGCGAGUCAUACAGCUCACUGUUGAAGGGGGAUUGAUUGAGUGGUAAGUGUUCAGUGUUGCUCAAUCAUUUGUUACAUGCAAUGAGAUGUAAAUGUCUCCUUUAGCUGUGAACUGGCUCAUCACUGAGCAGGACGUCAUCAGCAGACAUGGAUCAUUUGCACAUCAUAUGUGCAAACACCAUGCUCUUAUAUGCAUGCAAGCCCACAUCACUUUGUGUUAUUUGAUGCUCAUGUAUAAAUGUGCGUGAUGUCUGGGUGUGAUGUGUUCUUCACAUUUCCACAUGCUAUAUGGUUCACUUCUCUUGACCCAUUCAUUAUCUUUAUUGAGACAGUAAUUUUUAUAAUUAAUGUCAUAUGUGAUGAUUAUAUUGUCAAUGAACAUACAAAAUAACUCCAUAGCUAUAAAAGUUAAGGAUUGUGAGUCACAGGUUUUUUUUCUUUCUCAUGUGGUAUGUCAAAAAAGUCAUUUUUGUGAUCCUUGUAAAAUAUGUUAAACAUCUAGUCAUCUCUGCUGAGCUUCCUCAAAACCUUUGAAUAACAAGUUUGAUGGUUUUACUUCAGAGGAUUAUUUCACGUUUGGUAAACCACAAUAAAGAAAGAUAUCUGAAAUCUGGUGAUGGCUAUGAACUUUAUUUAAUAUACAAUAGAACAUUUUAAAGCCUUCUUUUAACCUUCAUGAAUUCAAAGCUUCAUAUCUUGCUUCUGGUUACUGCUCAGCACCAGUAAACAAUAAUACCUUUACAACUGGGCUGACCAGCUCUGUUUUCUUCACAGGAGUACACUCUGCAGUGUGAUAGCCCAGUUAACAGAGGAAACACAGCCUUUCUUUGAAAUUACCCUCAAGUCCAGAGCUGUGUCUGAAAACUGCAAUGUGAAGUUCUCCUGUGUGGUUACAGGUAAACAUUGCUUCACUGUUUUCACUGUUAUUCACACUUUCUAGAAUUUUUUUUUUUACAUCAUUACUGUAAAAUUAGAGCAAUUAAAAAAUAACCUUUAUUGCAGUGUGAAUGCAAAAAUAAUGACAUCUUGGUACUCUGCAAGGCAUGUACAAUACAUCUAUUUUUACCUUACUUCAACAGAAAUUGUCGACUUUCUUGUGGUUGACAACAUUUUUGCUUUUCCUUUAGGACACCCAACUCCUCAAGUUAUUUGGUAUAAGGAUGAUAUGCAGUUAGACAGAUACUGUGGGCUGCCGAAAUAUGAAGUAUUCCGCAAUGGACAAAGCCAUUCCCUGCACAUCUACAAGUAUGUAUGUUUGGAAAUGAUCAUUUAAAAUGUUAUUGUAACUGUUCAAAUAAAGUCGACUUUUUCCCUUAUACAAUGGCAUGUAAAAGGCACUCCAAUGGUUGCAUUGUUGUGUAUUGUUUCUAAUAAAAAGUUAUUAACAUGAAAAUAGUUCAGCAACAUAUUAGCAACACCUGAUUUAAUCAAUUAGACUGAGAGAAUCUUAAUGAAGACAAUUAAAGUGGGUUUUUCUUUGCAGUUGUACACCAGAUGAUGCAGCAAUCUACCAGGCUUCAGCCAGCAACAGUAAAGGCAUCGUGGCCUGUUCUGGAGUUCUCGAAGUGGGUGAGAUGAACGAGUACAAGAUCCACCAGCGCUACUUUGGCAAGCUCAAACAAAAGGCUGAGAACAAACGCAGAGAAACAGAGGGUAAAGAAAACCAGGAACCAUUUCGAACCAUCAGUCCAGACCGCACACAGAGAAAGAGGCGAUCCACAAUGGACGCCUUUCUCAGCGCACCAAGCUCCACUGAAGAUGAGAACGAUGAGGUAAAACCUCAGGUAGUAGCUGUGGAGACAGAAGCAAGGUUACAGGAGACAGCUGUGGAGGAAGUGGAGGAGAAACCCGUCCCCAUUAUCAAUGGAGAGGUCUCUGCUGUAACAAAUGGACAUGCUGUCAGUGAAAACAUUAACAAGAGUGGGACAUACAUUUUGGACUCUGUCCAGAAGAUCUUUACUGCACAAAAACCCAAAACUCCCUUUGUCAAGAAGAAGCUUAAAAUUUCCAGCAAUGCCAAAGUUGCAAAAUCAGAUGCCCCAGGACAGAGAACAAAUGAGGAGAAAAGGGCCAUGACACCUGGAGUUGUGUCCCCUAAAGAACCAGUGCAGCCUGGAAGAAAUUCAGAAGAGGUUAUGGAAGUAGAGGACACCGCAUCUUCAUCAGUCAGCUCAAACUAUAGAAAGGUUAAGGUACAACCUCAAAAAUCUGAAAAAGUGGAAGUACUCCCUACUGAAAGGCCUUCAAAGAAUAAAAGUGUAACCUUGCCCUCACAAAAAGAGCCGCUCACCUCUCCAAGAGCUACUGCUUCUACUUCUACAACUUCUACUCAUACUUCACCUGCAGUUCUGUCCCCCAAAGAGCCAGUGCAGCCUGGAGCAAAUUCAGAGGAGGUUAUGGAAGUAGAGGACACUGCAUCUUCAUCAGUCAGCUCAAGCCAUAGAAAGGUUAAGGUACAACCUCAAAAAUCUGAAAAAAUGGAAGUACUCCCUCCUGAAAGGCCUUCAAAGAACAAAAGCGUAACCUUGCCUUCACAUAAAGAGCGGCCCACCUCUCCAAGAUCUCUCCAAGACCGUGCUUCUACUUCAACUACUUCAACUACUUCAACUACUUCUACUCGUACUUCACCAGGAAUUAUAAAGAGGCUAGCUGCAAAGCACGAGGACAGUGGUAGCAAAGAAAAGGAGAAAAAGUUGGAAAUGCAGAAGAUAACUCCACAUUUUAAUGCAGCACAGUUGCAGCAAAAAGCUGCAGAAGCAAAACAACAAAGCAGGAGAAAAAUUAAAGAGGACGUUUCUAAAACAGAACAAGUUUCAAUCAUGGAUGUCGAUGAGAAGUCAAAUCCUAAAACUGGAAGAUCUAUACCACACACAGGCAUUCAGUCAAAGAAUUCACCAAGUGAAAACUCGACUGUUUCACCUCAGCGUCCAUGUGAACAGGCUGCUGAUCAGCUGUCUGGGACGGAAACAAGCCCCCGCCAAAAAAAUGUUUCUGUGUCUGGGCCAGCGCUGCUGAGUGAGGUGGGUGAGGUUUGUCGCAUGAGCUCAUAAGUGCUUUGUGCUGCCAACACAGGCCUCAUAAGUAACACAACCAUCCCACAGCUAUUAAUAGCUUCUACAAGUAUGCCCUGCUGUGUGACAAGAAUUAAAUGACGCACAUGUUGACAGAUGAAACAGGUAUACUAACGCAAUGAAUCUGAUACCGUCUCAGAGUUAGCCUUCCCAGAAAUUUGGAAUUGUUCUUACACAGUCUAUGUUUUUAGCAUAUGGAAAAACAUAUUACUUCCGUAGCAGCAGAUUUAUAUUUAUGUAAACAUGCUUAUUUAUGCCAAGAGUUAGAUAAGAGAAAUGAUACCUCUUUUGAGUCUGUCUAAUUCUCGUAGGGACGGUUAGCUUAGCUUAGUCAGACUGGACAUAUGACGAAUAAGCAAACCUGUUUUUAUGAGACUGUAAAUUUUCACGCUUUAAUUUUUGACAAAUUAAACAGCUGAGAUAUGACGAAGAAGUUAUUAUGUGAAAGGGCAAGCAAGCUAUUCUCUUUUGUUUCCCUGACCAGAGUAAGCUAGCAGCAGCUGAACGUUAGCUUAAAGCAGAUACGCUGUAGCAGUGCUAACAGAGCUAAUACCAUGUGCUGAGCCUCUGAUUGUGACUCAGUUAUACUGCAUUGUACAAAUAACUAACCAUUUCUAUUAGCAGAAUACACUUCAAGGAUUUCACGAAUGUUCAUUAAGAAACUUAAAAUGCACUUGUUCUCCUGUUUGGAUCACGAACCUUUGUUGUCUACUGCGUUUGCAAUCAUCCAGUCUCCAUCUGCAGGGUCAAACUCUUACAACACUGAGUGCUGAGAGAAAGCACUGAUCAGCUGAAGCACCUCUUAAAAUGAUUCACAUUCCUUUCUGACUACAUUUACAUGUGACCAGCUGAGAGUUAGGAGCCACAAGUUGGGCCCUAACUAGUGGCUCCUAUGGGCUCUUAAGGAGUUUGCAGCUCAUGGAUAAAAUAUGGGGCCGGGCUAUUUAAGGCAUUUAGGCAAUAAAAUCCCCUCUUAAACUCACAGAUAGCAGGUGAAAGGUACCAAAUGCUCAAUGUUGACAGCCUGGCAGCAGCAUUUCCAGUUAAUAGCAUUCUUUGGAUGUUGUGCUUGCUGAUAACAAAAGACAGUGCAUUACAGUAGUUAAGUCUAGGAGGAAUAAAUGCAUAGAUUACUAUAUUUUAGGAGACAGAAACAGCCUGAUUUGAGUUCAUAGUCUUAAAUGAGCCAUGCAUUUUUAAGUCUUUUUUGCAGUUACAAUUUCAGUGAGAUGGAGGCUGAAUAAAGACAGUGAUCUUUGAACUUUAUACAUGGCUUGAAUCCAGAUCUAUCUGUGAUAAAGCGACAUAUGACACAGGGAACCCUCAUGCUAAUUUAAAAGGUGUUUCAGCUGAGUGCUGGACUUUACAGGGAGUUAAUGCUUACACACAUGCUUGCACGGCCCUGACCUAUAGAAAGAGCAGUAUAACAUACUCAUGUUCCACCAAAUCACACCCCAAAUACUCAGCCAUUCAGUUUUAUAAGGAUUGCAAAGCAGGUACUUAAACUUUGGCCAACAGGAUAGAUUGUUCUUAAAGGUGAUGUAUUUGGGCCAUCGUAGAAUUUAGAUAUUUUCUUCUUUAAAUUAAGAAGCUACUUGAGAUAUUUCUAAACAGGUUCUCAGUCAUGGUGAUAAAGUUUAAUUAAAAAAAAAAAUACAGCUUGUCUUGGAUGAAGAUGCCUUGCCUCUCAUUUGGAAGCUGAAAAACUUCCUAUUUUUUAGAUUAAACUUUAAAUUACCAAAGGAGUCUUACAAGAUUUUCCAAUCCGUCAACAUGAAAAGAAACUCUUUUUUCAAUCAUUUUAACCUUUUCUGCUGACAUUUAUGUGAAAAUUGAUGAUAGAACAGGCAAAGGGAAGAUUUCCAUCAUUUGCUUUUCUUCUGUUCAUAAAUGUCUUUUUGCUUGGAGGUCUUUUCACUCUGUUCUCUGUUUGUUGUUGGAUACGCUGUUGCUGUUUUUAAAAUUACAUGUGUUUAUCCAUGUUCUGCAUAGCCAGGGAUGAGUAUUUACAGCAUGGAAAACCUCUGAUGUGUUAUGUCCCAAGGUUACACAGGCCCAUACAACGAUGAACAGGAAUGACGCACCUGUCAUCCUUGAGCUCCCACUCAAACCGUGCACAAUGGACGUACGAUCGCCACAAAAGACUCCAUCUGUAAAAGAGACGACAACAACGAAUGACAUCCAGACCCAUUCUUUGCAAAGUGUUCCUCAAGCAGCCGCGGACAAAAUGGCACAGGACACACAGGAUCAUAGCAGGGGAUCAAAUAUAAGCCAUACGGUGGUUUAUACAGACCUACGGAAGUCAUCCCUCCAAAGCUCUGGUCAUGCCAAGAACUCCCCAGGGUGUAAUGUUCCUCCCAGCGCCAACCAAAGCCAAGAUGAUACAGCCAUAAAAACUGCUGAAGGCACAGAAGCACAAGUUGUUGAGAAGGUAGAGAGGAUUGAGAGGGCAGAGAGUGAUGAGUUUGGGAGGACAUUAGCGCAGCCUGACAGCUGGGCACCAAAGGAGAGAGAGGCUGAAAUGGAGACUGAAACUGCUGCUCCAAGCCUGACUGAACAAGCAGGAACAGAAGAACUCCCAGAGGCCUCAUAUCCACAAACUGAAGCUGUCGUUGUGAAUGCAGCUGAUAGAGAAAGAGAGAAGAAUACAAAAGUAAUAGAAAAAAUAGAGAAAGGUCCUCCAAAAAUAAACAGUCUGAGCUCAAAUAUGAGUGAGCCAGCUGUGCCGCUCCAAACAAAAACUCAAGAAAUUACAGACACGUGCCAACCACCGAUUCAAAAAUUCCAAGAAGUUAAAAAACCUGCAACAACGGUCAUAUCUAUAGCUGAACUUCUGAGAGCACAAAUCAAAGCUCUUGAGUCUACACUCGAGAAUUCAUUGAACAUUUUACCGUUCCACGCUGACCAUGUGCAAGAUGAACUUGCUACGGACUCACAAAAGGAGUUAAAAGAUGGAAACACCAAACUAGGAGACAGAAAGUCACUGCUUGCAAGAGGGACAGAGUCGUACUUUGCUCCUCUCAGAAACAUAAAGGAAACCUUGAUGGAAGUUUAUUAUCAGCUCAAUGGAACAGAUCAGGAGCUAAUUACAGCUCAGGUUGAAACCUCACCACCUGUUAAAAAAGCGAUGGUAAUCCCAACUAUGUCUGGUGAAGAAACUGGCACUACUUUAGAGACUGCAGGACUUCAUGGUGGCGCCAAGGAAUAUAUUGAAUGUGUGAUGGAUAUUCGCCCAGAAACUAAAGCAUCAGCCGUGGCUCCUCCGAAACAUUCCCCUGAUGUUUCCCUUUCUGGAGGUGAGAGUGUUCAUGUACCUCCUUCACCUUCUAAGGAAGAUUUGAUUUGUAGUCCGAUUUCAAAAGUUUCUGGGAGUGUCACACGAGAAGCUGAGACUCCACUUGCGGUGACACCUAUAAAAGCUGAGAGUGAAGGGUCAAAUAUUACUGUUUUGGAGCAUGCUAAAGAUGAACCUGUCCCCAGCAAAGGCAUAGAAGUUGCACAAAGGUUAACUCCAGAGAUUAAACACAGCAGCAAAAGUGAAAGCAGCAGAAGUGAAAGCAGCGUUGGUGAAACGAAUUCUGACACACCUUUAGAUCAAGACAAAGUGGAAGACCACAGCCUAAAAAAUGUCUCUUUGUCCAGUUUCGUAAAGUUACCCAAUGAAAAUAUGCUUGGCACAAAUGCUCAAGAGGAUAAAAUUCAACCUAUUCCUCAAGAUAAGGAGUCCCCAAAGACUGACUCCCCAGCCAGUCCAACUCCUGAAGCCAGUCCUUCACUAAGGAGAAGAAACUGUGUUUCUCCUAUUCCAUCCGCCACGCCACAAGAGCUAGCUUCUGGAGCCAGACGCAAAAUCAUCAUACCCAAGGCCAAGGCUGAGGAGGCUGCGAACCCCACAUCACCAACUGAUAAUCAGUUUCCUAAGAAGGAGGUUUCCACACAAAGCAACAGGCUGUCUCCGAGUCCUGUGACCCUUUCUACGUCUCCAAGCCUCUCAAGACGCUCACCUCUGCAGCAGCCGCAAAGUGAGCCAACCUCUCCAACCUCUCCAACUGAUAAUCAGUUUCCUAAGAAAGAAGUUUCCACACAAAGCAACAGGCUGUCUUCGAGUCCUGUGACCCUUUCUACAUCUCCAAGCCUCUCAAGACGUUCACCUCUGCUGCAGCCGCCAAGUGAGCCAACCUCUCCUGCAGAAAAGCACUCUCCACUCUUCAGCAGGAGGAAGAUGGCACCCGAGGCGCCAACACCUAGCCAGCAGCCCAGUCAGGAGAUUCCAACUCCCAAAACUGAGGGGAAGCCUGCAGAGAAGGACAAGCGAGACCCAUUCAAAGGUAAAAUAAGAAAACGCUGACCUAAGCAAAUGUUAUGCACCGGCUAGACCAAAAUGUUUGAGCUAGAAAUGAUCCACAACAUCAAGUCUGUUUGAAUUUAGAAUUACAGACACAUGGUUUUUGAUCAUUAAGCCUCUGGAAACCAGAACCUUAGCCUGUCAAACUCUUGAAAAGCCCUCUCAAGUCCUCUUGCUUCUCUCUUGCCCCUGCCUCUUAACAUGUUGACAGACAAUGUUCCCCACAUGUAGAUUUUAAUUGGGAGUGCCAUCCGGGUAUAUUUAUGACCUUCCAAGCAGAUUUGCCGAGCAUUACACUUCUUAAACCUGUGUAUGAUCGCCAUCUGAGAGUGAUUAACCAGCGUGUGAUCUGCACUCAUUCUGCUGUGUAUGAUCAGAGGGAGACAGACUCAAUGACCUUCCUUAAAUGCAGUGAUUUUAGUGCCACAUCUCAGGUUGAUAUUAAGCUCGGUGAUGUUUUCAUUGUUUUGCUGGGCUGCCAGCCUUUUAGUUUUGCCUCAUCAUCAGAAUAAAUCUCCCAGGGCUCAGUUGAGCACUUGCACCAGUUUGGCUCAGCUGGCCGCGCUGACACCUGUGUACAGGAGCUAAAGUCCUUGUUGCACUGGAUCGAUUCCACGUCCUGGCAUCAGGAUUUGGUGCAUGUCAUCACCCUCCCAAUGGUACUAGUUUGUCCAUCCUGUGCCAAGAUGGCAGCCUCCAUGAAAGGGUACCCACCUCUACAUAGAUAUUAAAGGCAGAUUUCAAGUUAACCAAAAUUGAGUUUGAUAUCUAGCGGGCUAUACAAAAAUUCAAACAAAUGAUAAAUAUUUCAUUCCAUUUCCACUAAGUGUGUCCCGCUAAAUGCAACUAAUUUCAACACACUGCACCUUUAAUUCUCUGUCAUUUAAAAAAUGGAAGAAGACAACAUUUCUCCUCUUUCCUUGUGAUUAAAAUUCAUUUAUACCAGGAUCUAGUCUGAACUUUGGUGCAAAAUUCACAGAGAGCAUGUCUGAGUGUUUUCUUAGAAGUUUUCUUACAGGGAACCAGUCUUUUAAAUAAAGCAGCUUUAGGAACUGGUCAGAGCUGCUGUGAAUCUUCUGCACUGAUGUUUUAACUCUCCUCCCUGUCUCCAUCUAUGCAUAUAGCAUAAGUCCUAUUUCAUUUCACUUAAUGCCAUUGUAGCACGUUAGUCUUUGUUGUCCACCGUAGACAGUUUUUUAUACUAAAUACGGAAAUUCAAUCUUUUUACACAGAUGGUUUGAGUGUGAUAUGUAAUGAUUAAAUGCUCAGUGGUGAUUAAAAAAACAACAGGCCACAGCAGUGUGUUAAGAUAUGCAGAUUUAUUUCUAAAGAAUUUACAAAGUAAUUAGUUGGACUUAUUUUGAAUGUUUGGGUUGUUUCAGCGUACACAUCACUAUAUCCCGAAAUUCCCUUCGUUGAAGUCAAUCAGAAUGUGUCCCUGCAGAAGAUCAUACUAAAAGAAGUACUGUAACAAUUGACAGUGGUACACAAAUCAUAAAAUCUUUUGUUGUUGUGAACUACUUAUACCAUGUCUGCAUACUGCGCAGUGUAUUCAGUGUCCAAAUGUUAAAUUGGCAAUUGAGUUUAGCUAUUAAGAGGCAAUAGUUUCUUAAUGUAUAAUGAUAUACAAUUAUGUUUUGUAUUAAAUGGACACUUUGGUGGAUUUUUGGCUACAAAGGAGCCAAUAAAGUAUAUUUCAGACUGUAAGUUAAAUAUUUAAGUGGCUUGAUUAUGCACAUCUUAAACAUGUUGUCUGUGUUGGGUCUCCUGCUUCUCCUUCAGCUCCUCAAGUUAUCCGUAAGAUCCGGGUAGAAACCUUUGCGGACACCUCUGGACACUUGAAGCUGUGGUGCCAGUUUUUUAACGUUCUUGGUGAAUCCACCAUCAAAUGGUACCGAAAUGAAGUGGAGAUUGCUCAGAUUAAAAGAAAGUAAGUACCUAGAGUGAUCUGGUAGAAGAUCUGUUUGAUUCUUUUUCACAUUUCUUCACAAACUCCAAAAAAAAGGGCACGUUUUGGUUACUUUUUUGUGUGUGUUUUAGUGCAGGGGAUGAAACUCAGGUCAACCUUGCCGUUGUUCAGGCAUCAUGCAAAGACUCUGGUGUUUAUGGAUGUUCAAUCACAAAUGAAUAUGGGACUGACUCAUCAGACUAUCUUCUCAGUGCAGAUUGUAAGUAUUUUCCUUUCUCCGACACAAGGAUCAUGUUGUUUACCUGUAUAUCACCGAGCUUCAACAAUCUCACAGUUUUUUGCUUGUUUGUUCCAGUUAUGGCCGGACUGUCUAUACGCGAAGACCUUGGUGGUAAGAUAACAUUUCAUGUGUUCUGUCUCCUUAUUGCUCCUGCUUUAGAGCCGAUCAAAUGCUUCACUGACUACAACUCCCAUACUUUUGUGUGCAGUUGGAGAGGAAAUCGAAAUGACUCCCAUGAUAUUCAGCAGAGGAGUGGCUGACUCUGGUGGUUGGGGUAACAAAUUCUUUGGCCGUAUAAUGAUGCAGGAAUCUCGUAUUGGUGAUGGAUGUUCACACAAAGUCUGGAGGGCAAAGGUCAUCUAUGGUCUGGAGCCUGUGUUUGAGUCUGGCAACACAUGUAUCAUUAAAGUAUGCAAUCCUAUCACCUAUGGAGGCAAAGGAGAGAGCUCCCUCACUGACAGGAACCUGGACGUUGUCAAGCAGGUGCGUCAGACAAGCUUGAGUUUGUUUUGAUGUGCCUCUUCUUAAAUUUGCAUAUAUUAUAAUAUCACAGAGAAACUGAGCAUUAAAAUGGGAUAGUACGAAGUAAGCAGGCAUCAUCCUGUCAUCCAUGUGGGAUUACUGUGGUAUUAAUCCAGUGAAGAUUGGAAAUAUAUGUAUAUACCUGCGUAGGUAGAGCUUAUCUCUUCUGAAUAUUUUCCAAUGUUUUGCACACAGGAGUGUAAGAUUCAGAACUUGGCUCGUGAGUACUGCAAGAUCUUCACAGCAGAGGCAAGGGUGAUUGAACACUUUGGUCCCUGUCUUGAGUGAGUACGAUCAGUAUCCUUCUGUGUUCAAUUGACAGUACAAAAGUUAUCAAGCAUCCCUGAAGGUGAUUCACAUCAUGUCAAUCUUUGUUUUACAGAGUGAACCCAGUCUACUUGAUGUAUCGUCCAGCAAACACUGUCCCGUAUGCCACAGUGGAGACUGAUCUGACUGGAGACUACCAGAAGUACUCUACCCUGGAUCAUACAGGCAAACUCCACAUGAAGACAGGCUCUGAGAUGGAGCGCAAGUGCUGUACCCUGCAGCACUGGAUCUACCAGUGGACCAGUGGAAAUCUGCUGCUCACUCGGCUGGAGGGUGAGUCAAACUAGAAUUUAACAGCAAAAUGUAAACAAUAGCAAAGUGAAUUUGAAGUAGUUAGGAAGGCUCAAAUCAUUUUCAUACAUUAACUUUUAUUUGGUCAAAUAUGGUUUACAAUUAGAAAAUGUGUGAGAAUAAAAUGUUUGCUGACCUAAUGAAGUUUUUACCUUUUCAAUCUUGAUCUUGAGGUCAUAACUCAAAAAAUUUCAGUGCUAUAAAUACUCAUCUAAGGCAAAAAAAUAAGGUUUGGAAAAGUAAGUAAGUAGGCUAUUCUAGUUAUCAAUGGAUGAGAGGCAGGGUGCACUCUGGACAGGUUUCCAAUCUAUAGUAAAAAACAACCAUUCACGCUCACUCCUACUUUCAUUCAUGGUGCAGAAUUUACAACAUUAGCGUUAUUUUAUUAGCAGUCUUAUAGAUUCAGACAAUGACAGCAGCAUCAGUCAGGAUCAUCAGUUAAGUGGACUUAUUGCAGGCCUGAGACAGACACAGAUAUAAGAUCCUUCUUCUCUCAAUGUCAGAAAACCAGUGUUUUUAUUUCUGCACAAAAGGAUAGACAAUACCAGGCCCAUUUUUUCCAGAACUCAACAAUAAUUACAGAGACACUCCCAACGAAAUCACCCACUAUUGCUUUAAAUCUCUGUGGCCCCAUGCAAAAGAGGGCAGCAGGCCUCUUCCUUAACUGAACAGGCAACGGUUUUGUUUAAGUCUUGGCCAAACUUCAGUUCCUCGUAUACAGACAUGACUCAGAAAGUUUAACUUGAACAAAGAAAAACAAGACAGAUUCUGUGACUAGCAAUGGACUUAAGUCAGACAAGCGUAACUGUUCAGAUCUUCACAAAGUGUGGUCAAGUGAAGCUCAAAAGCACACUUGCAUUUACCUCAUGAGGCUAUCAGUGGCUCCAACUAAUGCAAUUUUCAAACUCAGCCUUUUGAUAAAUAAGGGCAUGCAUUUUCUUAACGAUUCCAUAAAACUGUAUAACAAACAUGCUUUGUACAGCUGAAUAAUGCUCAUACAAUUUUUAUUCUUUUUGCCAUCAAAGACUCAAAGUGGAGAUAAUUCGCAUUUCAUUUCUUUCACUUUUGCAUUUUUCUGAACUAAAGAAAAAAGUAACGUCAUGGUGUCAUUUUGCAGGCGUGGACUGGAAGAUCACCGGUGUUGGAAUUUCAGUCAAAUCAACAGGGUUAGUAUAUUUGUAUUGUGUUGAUCCAGUCAGUUCAACAUGUAAUUUACAUUCAUAUUGAUCAGGAGUGGACCAACUGUUUUUUUUUUUUUGUGUGCGUGCGUGUGUGUGUUUGUGUGUGUGUGUGUGUGUGUGUGUGUGUGUGUGUGUGUGUGUAACUGCAGGCAUCUGGGUCUUUCUAUUGAAGGGAAUCCCAAAGUUUUUGAGCAGUUCAUUUCACAGCAUCAGUGUAACUACUUCUGUGGUCUACUUGGCUUGAGGUCACUAAAGGUCAUGGACUCUUUGUUGACACCAACAAAACCUAAAGGCUCCAGAAGUCCAUUACUACAACGCAAAACAGCUGCCGGCUCCUCCAGUCCUCAGACCGCCCGAAAAGCCACUGGCAGCCCCAGGAUGCCAAGGAAGACCGAACAAGAGGGUAGAAGCACCCCAACCCAGCAAAAAGCCACUGAGGUCCCUAAAGUUGCUCAAAUGGAGUAG
Molecule: messenger RNA, 13525 nt
Organism: Xyrichtys novacula (pearly razorfish)
Lineage: Eukaryota; Metazoa; Chordata; Actinopteri; Labriformes; Labridae
Source: the annotation of a GenBank genome assembly